This is a messenger RNA of Peniophora sp. CBMAI 1063, 906 nucleotides long. The record is from the annotation of a GenBank genome assembly. Lineage: Eukaryota; Fungi; Basidiomycota; Agaricomycetes; Russulales; Peniophoraceae.
AUGCCGCGCGCCGAAGCCGGAACACCGAAGGAUAUCGCCAACCGGAUGAAGUCCAAGGGACUUCAAAGGCUCCGAUGGUACUGCCAGAUCUGUCAGAAACAAUGCCGAGAUGAGAACGCAUUUAAGAUGCACUCUUCCUCCGAGUCACAUCUGCGGCAGAUGCUCGUGGUUGGCGAGAAUGCUGGGAAGCAUAUCUCGGAUUUCUCUGGCCAGUUUCAGUCGGAGUUUGUCACUUUAUUGUCACGGAGAUGGGGGACGAAGCGUGUACGAGCGAACAAUGUCUAUCAGGAAUACAUCCAGGACAAGUCACAUUUACACAUGAACGCCACGCGCUGGGUCACCCUUACCGAAUUCGUCAAACAUCUCGGCCGUACAGGUGUCGCACACGUAGACGAGACGGAGAAGGGCUGGUUCAUAGCAUGGAUCGACAACAGUCCCAAAGCGCUAGCGAAGCAGGAGGCGUCGAUGAAGAAGGAACGGCUGACGACGUCGGACGAGCAGCGCGAGCGGCAGCUUAUCCAGGAGCAGAUUCAGCGCGCGGCGGCAGAAGCCGAAGAGAAAGGAGAGGGCUCGUCAAGUGCUGUUGAGGCUGCGAGGGAAGAGGGUCUGAAGCGGGAAGAGGAUAAGAAGGUUACAAUUACCUUCGGCGCCAAGCCUGCUGCAUCGACAGCCGGACCCACCGCAACAACGGCUGGUCUGAAGCUGAAUCCGCUCAAACCGGCCGCGAACCCUUUGAAACGACCUAACGUCUUCAAGCAAGCUGCCGCUACAACAAAGACGACGCCACCGGCAGAAGCAGCUGGUACCAAGCGGAAGGCGACGGAGAUGACUGCCGCUGAGCGCUUGAUAUUGGAGGACCAGGAGCGGAAGAGACGGAAGAUGGAGAGGGAGUCUGGUGGCGCGUGA